GCCAAGUCCAGUUAGAAAGUUCUCUCCUUUGGGUCAAAGCAACUAUUUUUAAUUUUCUAAUUCGGAGUCGAGAUUGAAAAACCUGAAGAACAGAACCUCCCGAGUACCCUGGAACAUAUGGAGAGGAAGCAGAAGCAACAAAGCGGCAAUAAAGGCAAAAUAAAUGAAUGGAAAGCUGCGUCUUUGAAGGUAUUUGGAAGCUGUUCGAUCAAUGGAGACGAUGCUUCAAGCUUAGUUGGAAGCAUAAUCGAAAAGGGAAUUGUUUCAUCAAACAAUAAUAUUACCAAGCCCAUUCAACCGCCUCAGCCGUCAGUUCUUCCUUUCCCUGUUGCACGCCACCGCUCCCAUGGACCUCAUUGGACUCCAAGAAGCAAUAGAAAUAUUGUUGAAGAAGACGAAGAAGAUGAUGAAGAUGAAAGUGGAUUUGCUAACCUUGAUCCUGUAUCGGUUUUCGCUAAACCAGUACGGAGGAAAGAGAAAACGGUUUUGGAUCUUAGCCUUUGGAGAGAGCCAAUGCAGAGUGAUGAUUUUUCCAAGAGUAAGGGAAGGGAAGCAAACAAAUCACACAUAGGGAAAACUGAAAGACAAAUGAUGGAUGGAGAAGCAAUGGAAAAUGUAGGCAAGAAAAGCAUGUUGAGUGACUCCUUGGGUGCACAUGCAGAUGUAGCUUCCAUGGAUGUAGAUGUAGAAUCACAUUUAAAUGCCCAUAGGCCUUCGACUAAAACUGAAGAAGCCAUGAGGAGUGAAUUGAGUGUUAGUUCAGUCACUGAAAUGGACUUAGAUGACUCACUUCAAUUCCACCUGCAAGAGAAUAUUAAAGAUGCUGACUCAGAUAACUUCAGUAGAGAACCAGGAUCAAUGGCCAUAGAUGAUCAGGUCAGUGCAAAAAGAAUGUUCCAUAAUGAUAGUGCCAAAGUGCAAUUUGGGAGAAUGGGGAAGAUAGAUUCUACACGAACCACUGUGCUAACACAAUUCCACAACAUAGGAAAUGAACAAGGGUCCAUGUCUCUUGAGAGUGAAAUUGAUGUUGAGAAUCGUGCCCGAUUAAAAAAUAUGUCACCUGAAGAAAUUGCACAAGCACAGGCUGAGAUAAUGGAGAAGAUGGAUCCUGCUUUGCUAAACUUACUGAAGAAACGAGGCCAAAAGAAAUUAAAGAAGCAAAAGGACUCAAAUUCAGAUCUGGCUGCUAACAUUGAACUGGGCAUUAGACAUGAGAAUGAGUCAAGCAAUGCUAUAAACACUCCAAACACAGAGAGCAAUAAUUCCAAGAUGGUGACAACUAGCUCAAAUAUUACAACGCGUGGCCUUGACAAUGGCAUGGAGCAGAAUGUAGACCCUGUGAGUGGCAGUUUGUGGAAUGCUUGGAGCCAGAGAGUUGAGGCUGUUAGGGAAUUAAGAUUUUCCUUGGAUGGGACUGUUGUUGAAAAUGAUUUUGUCCAGAUACCAGAGACAAGUGGUGAUAAUGUUGCUGAACGCGACUUUUUACGGACAGAGGGGGAUCCAGGCGCAGCGGGUUAUACAAUUAAAGAAUCAGUUACACUCACAAGAAGCACGAUUCCAGGACAACGGGCCCUUGCACUGCAUCUCCUUGCAUCUGUGCUUGAUAAGGCAUUACAUAAUAUUUAUCUCAAUCCAGUUGGCUCCACUCUGGCCAGUAAUAACAAAGUUGACAGCACUGUUGACUGGGAAGCUGUUUGGGCUUUUGCAUUGGGCCCAGAACCUGAGCUAAUCUUAUCAUUAAGGAUGUCUCUUGAUGAUAACCACAAUUCUGUCGUUUUAGCAAGUGCCAAAGUUAUUCAGUGCAUAUUGAGCUGUGAUUUAAAUGGGAACUUCUUUGAUCUCUUUGAGAAAACAGCAAUUGAUGUGAAGGAUACUUAUACUGCUCCUAUAUUUCGAACUAAACCAGCGAUUGAUGUUGGUUUCCUGCAUGGUGGAUUUUGGAAAUAUAGUGCUAAACCUUCAAAUAUUCUUCUUUAUGGUGAUCAUAUUGUGGAAGAUGAGACUGAAGGGAAGCAUACAAUUCAGGAUGAUAUUGUUGUUGCUGGACAAGAUUUUGCUGCCGGUUUGGUUAGGAUGGGAAUCCUUCCAAGGAUUCGAUAUCUUUUGGAGAUAGAACCAACGGCACCUUUGGAAGAAUGCAUGAUUUCAGUACUAAUUGCAAUAGCAAGGCAUUCCCCAAUGUGUGCAAAUGCAAUAAUGAAGUGCCAAAGACUAGUUCAAACUGUUGUUCACCGAUUUACUGCAAAUAACAAUUUGGAGGUUUAUCCCUCUAAGAUAAAAUCUGUUUGCCUUUUGAAGGUGCUGGCACAAUCUGACUGGAAGAACUGUGGAGAGUUCAUAGAGAAUGGAAUUUUCCACGCUAUGACAUGGCAGUUGUAUCAAAAUCCUUCCUCUCUUGAACAAUGGUUGAAGUUGGGAAGAGAAAACUGUAAACUUUCAUCUGCCUUAACGGUUGAACAACUACGUUUUUGGAAGGUCUGCAUUCAGAAUGGGUAUUGUGUGUCAUACUUCUCCAAUAUUUUUCCUGCCUUGUGCUUGUGGUUGAAUCCUCCUACAAUUGAAAAACUGGUAGAGAACAAUGUUUUAAGUGAAUAUGCUUCCAUCUCUGAGGAGGCAUACCUUGUUCUAGAAUCUUUGGCCAGAACACUUCCAAAUUUUUAUUCACACAAGUUCCAAAGUGAUAGAAUACCUGAGGGAGCUGAUGAUAAUCUGGAGAUCUGCUCUUGGAGCCAUGUUGGUCCGAUGGUUGAUUUAGCAGUGAAGUGGAUAUCAUUGAAGUCUAGAUUGAUUGAUUCUCAGGAUGGAAUGAAGGGAAACUCUGUUUGCCACAAUAAAUCUUUCUCUCCCUUAUUGUGGGUAUACGCAGCUGUUAUGCACAUGCUUUCCAGAGUGCUUGAAAAAGUGAUCCCUGAGGACACCAUCGGCUUGCAAGAAGAUGGUUGUCAUAUGCCAUGGUUGCCAGAUUUUGUUCCUAAGGUUGGACUUGAAAUUAUAAGAAAUGGGUUUUUGAGCUUUACCUGCAUGAACAUUGCAGAAUAUGGAACUAACCUGGCUGGAGGUAGUUCUUUUGUUGAGCAACUCUGCUCUUUGAGGCUGCAAAGUGAAUUUGAAACAUCAUUAGCUUCUGUAUGUUGCCUUCAUGGCUUCUUCCAGGUUUUUUUAUCCAUAAACAAUUUGAUCCAGCUAGCUAAGGCUGGGAUAUGUAAACCUUGCGAAGUAUGCACUUCCUCACAAGAAGAGAACAUACUUGCAGGGGGGAUACUGAUGGAAUCUUUGUUUGAAUUGAGAUGCGUGUUCAAUAUUUUCUCAAAGUUAGUUGCAUCUGAGUGGCAGUUUGUGCAGUCAGUUGAGAUUUUUGGUAGAGGAGGCCCUACUCCUGGGGUGGGGCUUGGCUGGGGUGCCUCUGGUGGAGGAUUUUGGUCAAAAACUGUUUUAUUGGCACAAACAGAUGCAUGGUUGCUUAGUCAACUGCUUGAGAUCUUCCAGAUUAUCUCUAUAGAAUUGUUACCCGCAGAUGAAGAGAGGACCCUUACCAAGGAAAUGAUCCAUUCUGCUUUAGGAUUAUGUUUAAUUGCCGGACCAAGAGACAAGGUUAUUGUGGAGAAAGCGUUGGAUGUUAUGCUUCAAGUACCUGUGCUGAGGUACCUUGAUCUCUGUAUUCAGCGUUUUAUCCAGGAUAAUGGGAGGAUAAAAUUAUAUAGGUGGGAAUAUAAAGAAGAUGACUAUGUGCUCUUCGGUAAGAUAUUAGCUUCUCACUUCAGAAAUAGAUGGUUGUCUGGUAAGAAAAGAUCAAAAGCGUUGAGUGGUGAUAGAACAUCAAGGGGUAGUGUUUCUCUGGAAACCAUACCAGAGGACCUGGACAUGUCAAAUAUGAUGAGUCAAGAUCGUGGCUGCACUUCAUUGAUAAUGGAAUGGGCUCACCAGAGACUACCGCUUCCCACGCACUGGUUUCUCAGUCCAAUAGCAACCCUUUGUGAUAGCAAACAUGCUGGUCUUGGAAGGGUCUCUGAUAUACAAAAUCUUAUGCAGGACCCUCAUGAUGUACUUGAAGUUGCUAGAGCUGGAAUGUUUUUCCUUUUAGGUUUGGAAGCCAUGUCCACUUUCUUGUCCGCAGGUGUUUCCUUGCCUGUUCAAAGUGUUCCAUUAAUCUGGAAACUGCAUUCAUUAUCCAUCAUAUUACUCAUUGGAAUGGCUGUGCUUGAAGAGGAGAAGAGUAGGGAUGUUUAUGAGUCUUUGCAAGAGCUUUAUGGACAGCUUCUCAAUGAGACAAGGUCUAAGGGAAGACCUGAAACCAUUUCAAAUAUGUCUAUCAAUUUACUACCAGAAACUGGAAAGAAAUAUGAUGUAGAAUUUCUGAGGUUUCAAUCAGAGAUUCAUGAAAGUUACUCAACAUUUAUUGAUACUCUAGUUGAGCAGUAUGCUGCUGUAUCUUUUGGUGAUUUGAUCUAUGGUCGGCAAGUUACAGUAUAUUUACACCGUUGUGUUGAAGCUCCCGUGCGACUUGCUGCCUGGAAUGCGUUAUCUAAUUCGCGUGUUCUUCAACUUCUUCCACCACUGCAGAAAUCCCUGGGAGAGGCUGAAGGAUACCUUGAACCUGUUGAGGAUAAUGAAGCAAUUUUGGAGACUUACGCAAAGUCAUGGGUUUCUGGUGCCCUUGACAAAGCUAAAACUCGAGGAUCAAUUGCAUUCACAUUAGUUCUGCAUCACCUUUCAUCUUUUGUUUUUAUCUCUCAUAAAAAUGACAAGCCGUUGCUACGGAAUAAGCUUGUGAAGUCUCUACUGCGAGACUACUCCAGGAAGAAGCAGCAUGAGGGAAUGAUGCUGGAGUUCAUUCAAUAUACCAAGCCAUCCACAGUUCCAAUGGCUGAGAAAAAGGAAGGUUUGUCACUGCAGAGGAGCAAUUUAGAGGAGAGGCUGGAAAAACUCAAGGAAGCUUGUGAGGGAAAUCCCUCUCUUUUGAAAGAAGUUGAGAAACUGAAGUACUCUUGUCUGAAAGGAUAGUUGUGAGUUUUGACCUAGACAAUUUGUAUAUAUGAACAAAACACAGUUAUGAAUGCCAAUUACGGAUUAAUUGGAUGCACCCCUCACAUAUUGUGCUUGAUUCAUGGAGGCCAUGUCCUUGAGAAUAGAAGUAAGUUUCGAGUGAAAUAAGGCCUAGAAUAUUUAUUGAGAAUAAGCAUCUUACAUCACUUCUACUCACCAACAAUUAUGACCAACCAAAGGCUAUAAA
Durio zibethinus is the source of this 5230-nucleotide messenger RNA. RefSeq names its product RPAP1-like, carboxy-terminal protein (gene IYO). The record is from RefSeq and is a predicted model, not a curated record. Lineage: Eukaryota; Viridiplantae; Streptophyta; Magnoliopsida; Malvales; Malvaceae.